CGUUAUACAUCCUUCCUUGCCCACGCAGCGCUUGGGGAAAGGGCAGAGUUGGCUAUAAAUACAUAAGAACUAAAUUAGUUCAAAACACUUACUCCCCAUUUGCCUUCUAGCCAGCUUUCACUAAGCGGACACUAUGACUGCCAUUCAAUAUGUUCUUGCCAUCUUUAUCCUCUUGUUUAUCACACACUUCCUUCAAUUCAUCUUCAAGAGGCCCGGCAAGAAACCUGCCGGUUAUUGCCCCCCUCCAAGCCCACCCACACUUCCUUUGAUCGGCCACCUCCAUUUAUUAACCCCAGUAGCAUACGAAGGAUUCCAUGCUCUCAACAAUAAAUAUGGCCCUCUCCUCUAUCUCCGCUUGGCCACUUAUCCUGCUGUUCUUGUUUCAUCCGCUCCGCUGGCCACAGAAAUCUUCAGAGCACUAGAUGUCCAUUUCACCUCUAGAAUAAAAUCCCCUUUUGAGGAUAAUUUACUCUUUGGAAGCUCAACAAGCUUUUUCAAUGCCCCGUAUGGGGAUUACUGGAAAUUCAUGAAGAAAAUUUGUACGACAGAAUUGUUGGGGACUAGACAGAUGAAGAAGUUAAAGAAUGUUAGACGCGAAGAAGUUGUGAGGUUUUUGAGUAAAAUGUUGGAGAUAGGUCAAAAAAAAGAGGUUGCAAAUGUGAGUGCUGAGGUAUUAACACUAGCAAACAAUAGUACUUGCAGGAUGAUUAUGAGUGCUAGGUGUUCAGGGGAAGAUAAUCAGGCUGAGAAGUGUAGAGGGCUGGUGAGUGAAUCCUUUGAUCUGGCUGCAAAGCUUGCUUUAUUUAACGUGUUUGGUCCCUUGAAAAGGAUAGGUACUUGGUACUUAAGAAAGAAAAUUGCCGACGUGCCCAAAAGGUAUGAUGAAUUGUUUGAAAACGUCUUGGUAGAGCAUGAGGAGAAAGCAAAGAGAGAAGGUCCUCACAUGGAGAAUAAAGACUUGAUGGAUAUUCUUCUGGAAGUGUAUCAUGACAAAAAUGCUGAAAUAAGGAUAACCAGGAAGCAAAUGAAGACUUUCUUUCUGAUAUGCGGUGAAAAUUGCAAACUUGGAGGAUAUGAUAUACCCAAAGGAAUCACAAUGAUAAUGAACGCAUACUCUAUUAUGAGGGAUCCAAAUAUAUGGGAAAACCCCAACGAUUUUAUACCAGAGAGGUUCUUGACUGAACAGGACAACGCCAAGGGGCAAAACUUACAGGUUUACCUCCCUUUUGGUGGAGGAAGGAGAAUGUGCCCUGGGACCAACAUGACCUCAAGUUUGAUUAAUUGCAGUGUUACAGCUAUGGUUCAGUGUUUUGAUUGGAAAGUUCUCGGUGGAGAUGGACCAGAUGGAUCGAAGGUUAACAUGGACUCCAAAUCAGGCGUGGUAAAGACCAUGGCUAAACCAUUCAUGGCCGUUCCUGUUCUCCACCGUAACCUAUUUUCUGCUUAAAACCCAGUCUAAACACUUGUUCUUCUUAAGUUCUAGUUCCAAGUAUCCACUCUCAAUACAAAUCACCCUCCUCUAUGCCAGUCAGUGGUUCUGUGUUCAUCUUCCAAGGUUUUUCAAGCUAGUAAGGACAGACCACAGUACGUCGAGAUCUGUCCUCUUUCCCUUGCUUUAUGAGAUGUGGUUGUGUUUAUGAGUGACAAUCAGUCCUCAUCAAGAAUCAAAAGUUGCAAUCUCCAGCGCAAAUCAAGGAGAAAAUAUCAGAGCCAAAUUCAAGCACAAAUCAGUGAUUGUUAUCCAUCCAUCCAAAUCGCUGAAAGUUUGGCAUUCUUGUACAUCAGAAAAUACUCCCUUUUUUUUUUUCCUUACUAUUUAUAGGUAUACAAAUUCCAUCUAUUAUAUGUUUCUCAAAAGAUUAAUAACAAUUGUCACUUUUCACCC
Populus euphratica (Euphrates poplar) is the source of this 1885-nucleotide messenger RNA. Its product is annotated as cytochrome P450 705A5-like. The record is from RefSeq and is a predicted model, not a curated record. Bases 134 to 1447 code for a protein of 437 amino acids. NCBI's taxonomy places the organism in Eukaryota, Viridiplantae, Streptophyta, Magnoliopsida, Malpighiales, Salicaceae. Gene Ontology annotation, molecular function: heme binding; monooxygenase activity; oxidoreductase activity, acting on paired donors, with incorporation or reduction of molecular oxygen. The transcript is spliced from 2 exons.